ACUGCAAAGCAUUAAGCUUUGGAUCAAAUUAAAGCGGAAUAUCUAUGCAUUAGCAUGCUACAAAUUAAGGGAUUUUGCUUUGAACAAGUCAUUUUGGUAACUUUCUGCAUGAUCCACAGGAUAAAUUGCUCAAGGCUGAAGGAAAUGACAAUUUGCCACUUCCUGGGCAUCAAAUUGUGUCCCUCAUUCGUGGAUUUCAAGCUGAAGAAGCUCUUCAGCUCGGAAACUUGGAGAGAAGACUUGCUGAGAUGGUUUGGCAAGAUGAUAGUUCUGGUUUCAUAGCAUUGCUGAAGCAUUCCCCUGACCAUGCGCUGGAAUCGCCUUGCUCAAACGAAGAUGAUCUCUUGGAUCCCGGCGGUGCUGCUAGUCUUCUUCAGCUAGCAUGUAAGCUUGAUUCAGUCAAAUGUGCCCAGCUUCUUAUUGAAGGACAAACUGGAAUGGCCGUCAACAUCAAUGAAAUGGAUGGCUUUGGGCGUUCCCCACUCCAUACUGCUGCAGAGAUGCUCUCAUCAAAGUGUAUUGAUCUUCUACUUCGAAAUCGUGCUCGUACUGAUCUAAGAUCAAAUGAUGGGGAUGCACUUCUUGCCCUUGAGAUCUCACUGGCCAGUCAGAGGUCGCAUGUUAAUUGGUCUCUCGAUGAAUCAGUUGAAGAACUCCUGGCUUCUCUCAAAGAAAUGGAUUUGACUGCUAUUACGUUGUUGGCUGAGGCAACUAAAGAUCUCACUGAGCUGUCCUACAUGAUAGCUGUUGAAGGUCGAGUGGUAGAGCUUGCGACUCUCCUACUAGCUUCAGAUGAACUUACGGGAACAACAACCAUGUAUGAGCUUGUCCUGGAAGAGUCCCUGAAUCUACUGGAAAUGGCAAAAGGGGAGCAUUGGAGUUCUACUCACGGGAUAUAUGAGAAGCGGCAAGCACUACUCUGUCAGAUUGAGCUGCUUCAUUUGUUUGGAGUUGCUUCCGUGAUUAGUUGGGGGAACAAGAAAGAUCUUGCAGUUCUGCUUCGGGCAGCUCAGGCUGGAGAUGAUAUGUUAGUGGAAGUACUUAUCAGGAAAAAUUUGGAUGCUAAUGACACUAAUGAAGAUGGCAACUCAUCCCUCCAUUGUUAUCUAAAGGGGGGUGCCAGUUCCCAAGACUCUAGAAUCCUCAGCUGCUUGCUCAAGUGCGGUGCCAGAGUAAAUCAGCACAAUAAAUUUGGGCUUACUCCAAUACAUUUGGCUUCACUCAAGGGCAAUUAUGAAUCUCUUCAGAUACUGCUACUUCAUGCUCCAGAAUGUGUGGAUAUCCUUUCUGUGACAAAUGAGACACCACUGUUUUUUGCAGUGAAAAGUAAUUCUGCAAAUUGUGUAAAGCUACUUCUGCAGUUAGGUGCAAAUAGGGAUGCCCUUAACCUCCGAAAACAGAGACCAGUAGACCUGGCACUAUCUGAAGACAUGCGUGUCAUUCUUAGAACUGUUUAUCCAAAAAACUUGGGCGGAACUCAUCCCUCUCAGGAAGAUGAUGCCAGCUUCCUUUCUGAUGAAGAGCAUAGUGAAGGCAUGUUCCAUGGAUUUCUGGAGCUGAAGGCUGAUCUUGCAAAACUGUCCAACAAAAUUGAUUCUAAGGAAGUGGAUACCAAAAUUGGAAUUUGCCGCUACUUCAAGUCUCCAAAUGGAUGUGGAAGAGGUAGCAAAUGUUAUUAUUCCCAUGGAGAGGAAGCACAGAGACUAGAAAAGAGUAGGUUGGUGGAACACAAUCCUCGUCUUCUCACGUGUAUUAAGAAGCCAACGAGUCUCAAAGAUGAACUGCAGCGAAAAAUCUUUAUUGGGGGACUUCCUCCUUCAGUCGAUUCAGAUGAUCUAAAGAAGUUCUUUGAGGAGGAGUUUGGACCAGUGGAUGAUGCGGUAGUCAUUGGCACCAAAGUGGGUAGUCGUGUGCUAUCAAAAGGUUUUGGCUUCCUCACCUUCAAGCAAGAAGAUACCAUGAAAAGUGCUGUUAAGGCUCAUUUUAUUACUCUUUCUGGUAAGACAAUUGAGAUCAAAAGCGCUCUCCCGAAAUGUCAAAUGGAGAAUUCCAGUUCUCUUUCUGAUCAGGAACUCUUCAAAGAAGAUCCGGAUGAGGCCAAUGGUAGGAUGGCUUCCUGUGGUGACUCCAAUGAUCAGCAAGUAAUUAAGAUUGGUGAACUACCUCCAUGGUUGGUUAGGUUCAAGGAAUGGUUUCCAGUCUACCUGAACAAGACGUGCAGAAGGCUUGGUGAAGGAGAGUGGUAUCCUCUUUCAUCUCUAAAAGGAGAUUUCAGGGCCACAUGUGGAAUGGAACUUGAUCACGAGUCCAUCGGCUUCUUGAAGCUCAGUGACUUCCUUCGCUCCCUCCCUGGGAUAUGUAAGAUGCACGUGAUUUCAACUGGAAAUGGUUCCCCUACUCACAUGGUUCUCCGACCUUUCUAUUCCUCGUCUUCUAACCAGACACAGCAGUCAAAGCUUGCAUCAUGCGUAGUUCCUCAUUUCUCAUCAUCCAAAUUUCCUUCACCGAUCUCCGAGAUUUCUGACAGCCCUGUUUUCUCAGAUGAAAGUAUACUUCAUGAGAAUGUGUGUGUUUUAAAUGCUGCUUCUUUGCAAAGGUCUCCAAAUCACGGGCGAUGGGAACACAAGCCUUGGUUGGUUACUAAUCCGCAAAGGCUAGGUAAUAGAUUCUCUGAAUAUAACCAAUGGAGAAGUGCUGGAUUAUUUGAGCAACCCAGUUCCCUGAAAGAAAUAGCAGCUGGGGACAGUACUCAGCAACCUUUUUCCUUCUUUGUUCAUCAAUGGGAUAGUGGUCUGAUAGCUCGUGGCAACUGCAUUAUAUGCAAAAAUGCACCAGGCAUUUUUAUCGCCAGUCCCUACCUUCAUAAGGUAUGCCAUUCAUGUAAGAAGGAUUUCUUUAGUUCGUUUACAAGUUGCAGCUACUAUGGCGGAAUUCAGCUGCGGAAACCUACUAUAUUCUAUGAGGAAUUCCCGUCUCUGUUAGAAGCGGCAUAUCGAGCCACUGCCGUCCAUCAUCUUCCAACUUACACGCAAACCAAGCUGAGCAUGAAAACCUGAGGAACUAAAACUGUCGUGACUGGUAUGUUUUGAACUCUAGUUAGCCAGUUUGAUGUCGCAGAGAGAUCAAACGUUAGCAUAUGGAGGAAAUACAUUUCAUUUCCUCCAAUUUUGGGAUGCUUCGUGGAUCGCCCUGUGAAGUUUUGGCCUGUAUAGUUAUCUAGCUCUCUUUUGAUUGAUAUCUUCCUCAAGUAAGCACAUGGAGGAGAAUAUAUCCUCCAAAUUUUUUAAAUGCUUACUUGAGCUCAUAAUAAUUAGGAUGUGCAAAGCACUCCAAGUUAGCUUCUGGUGUAAAAAAAAAAACUUGGCAAAUAAAAUGUGGUGUGCAAAAUCUUCUUUUGAUCAUAAUUGAAGUCAAAAGUUUAUGUUUCCCUUCUCUGUGUGAAAAUGUAAGCAAGAUAGCUCUUGGCAUUAUGGCAUAUAAUUUAGAACAUUGUUAACAGUAGCAUUAAUUUCAUACUGAGAAUUGACUUGGCAGUGGGCCUUUUUU
Molecule: messenger RNA, 3546 nt
Organism: Dendrobium catenatum
Lineage: Eukaryota; Viridiplantae; Streptophyta; Magnoliopsida; Asparagales; Orchidaceae
Exons: 13
Coding region: 249-3056 (935 amino acids)
Molecular function (GO): metal ion binding; RNA binding; protein binding
Source: RefSeq, a predicted model, not a curated record